This is a messenger RNA of Mesorhabditis belari, 792 nucleotides long. Lineage: Eukaryota; Metazoa; Nematoda; Chromadorea; Rhabditida; Rhabditidae. The record is from the annotation of a GenBank genome assembly.
AUGAAAAUUUCGACUUUUUUCACAUAUCUAUUUAUUUUUUUGCUUAUUUUUGAUUUGAUUUCUGCUUUUUGCCCACCCGGAACCUCCGAAAUACCUGGACAAAACAUUUGCAUUGAUGUGCAUACGGAAAAAGAUACAUAUGAUCAAGCGGCAAAUGUGUGCCUGAGAAAAGGCGGUGAUUUGGUGAGAAUCGAAAACGCUUUCAUCAACAGUUUCCUCGUCGCAAUUGAGCAAAAUGCACUUGAUGGAAAUUCGGCUUUAAUUGGGCUACACCGAGGUACAAAUGGGAUCUGGACGUACUCGGAUGGAAGCCCGUUAGUCUACCAGAACUGGGCUUCAGGUGAGCCGAGCGCUGGCAAGGAUUGUGCUCUUCUUGAUCCAAGCACAUCAAAAUGGAAAACAGAUUUUGAUCCAUUGGACCCAAACGAGCAGCCACCUUUUGUGACGAGGAAUUUCACGACAGCUGAACGAUUGUGCCGCGAGAUGGGCGCUCAUUUAGCAUCGAUUCAUUCAGAUGCAGAAAACACUUUUCUUCAUGAAUUGGUGUCAGCUGAGCAUUCGAUUUGGUGUACGCCGGCUGAGGCGUGGAUUGGCUUGCAGUUCAACGCGACCACCAAAGAUUGGGCGUGGACCGAUGGAAGUCCGGUCGAUUUCAACAACAACACCUACGUUUACGGAAUGGAUACAUUUUACGGGAUUCUGAAUGAUCCUGGUUGUGAAAUUCCCUGGUGGUGGCCAUGGAAUAAUUACGACAAAAUCGCACGUUAUGUCUGCAAGAAAGAUGCUGCUAUU